AAAAUUUCGUUAGAAAAAUGAGAGCUCUGAAACAAUCGGCCUUCAAAUUUCCCGGCGAAAUUCCGGCGGCUCUUGAAGCCUUCGUCGCCGCAUACCACCGCCUCUUCACCGUCGUCCGAUUGGAUUCUGUCGCCUUGAUCGCCUCCUUCGCAAUGUACUCCGCCGGCACAUUUCUCGCAAUCACUCUGCCUGCAUGUAUGUUUCUCUACUACCGGAAAAUCAGUAAACCCUUCCUUCGCGCCGCCGAUUUGGAGGAUACUGGUAAAUUAUCCUCACUGGAUGACGCACACUCUGGAGGAAGCACGAGAGGCAUAGUCCCUGCUUCUGAUGUUGUGUAUGAAGACGCAUUUACAAUUGAUGAUGCUGGUUACGCUGAGGAGCUUCAGUUCCAAGAAACACUGAUAGCCUCGGAGCUUCAGUUCCAAGAAGCACUGAUAGCAUCGGAGCUUCAGUUCGAUGAAACACUGAUAGCCUCACUUUUUGCUUCGGAGUUGGACUAUCCAUCUUCAUCAAUGCAAGAGCCUGAACCUAUGUUCAAUACAGAAAUAACGAAGGUUGAGAUAGCUGAGGAUUCGGGCCAAAUCUUUUGUGGGAUAUGCUUGGAAGACAAAGCGAGCUGGCUAAUGUUCGCGAAUGACACAUGUCAACACUCAUUCUGCUACGAAUGCACAGCCAGCCACAUUGAAGCAAAGAUCCAAGAAAAAGGGACAGAGAUAGCUUGCCCUGCACCAGGCUGCAGAGCUGAGCUUGACUCUGUUGCUUGUAGGCAAAUGAUCUCCGAUGAGGCCCUUGUUCAGUGGGACGAGGUGCUCUGCAUGUCACUCAUCCCCGAGUCUGAGACACUGUACUGCCCUUUCCAGGACUGCUCAGCUCUGCUCUUGAAUGAUUUAGGGGGUGUGAUUGAGAAAAUAAGAUGCAUCGAGUGCAAGAGGUGGUUCUGUGGGCAGUGUCGGGUCCCCUGGCACACGGAUUUCACGUGCAAAGAGUUCAAGAAGCUGUACGCGAAGAAGGGAGGGAAAGUGGAUAAGAUAGUGAAGGAGCUCGCAAAGAAGAAGAGAUGGCAGAAGUGCCCCAAGUGCAAGAUGUACGUGGAGAAAAGCGAGGGAUGUAUGCACAUCACUUGCAGAUGUGGAUACGAGUUCUGCUACCGAUGUGGAGGUAACUGGUCGAGUUCUCAUGGCUGCUGCCGCCGCUGGAAAUUUUAGGUGCUUCUUCUUCGUAUAUAUAGGGUUUAUUAUUGGUUUUCAUUAUCGUAGGUGCUUCUAUGGAUAAAGAUUUUUAUGUUAGACGAUGGUUAAAAAUUUAGAAAAAUGUUUGCAGAAAUUAGGGAGAUUUUUUAAUAUCAACAAUUACAAUGAUGGUGAAUUUCCUCUUUUGUAACACCCUUUAC
Molecule: messenger RNA, 1390 nt
Organism: Salvia splendens (bonfire salvia)
Lineage: Eukaryota; Viridiplantae; Streptophyta; Magnoliopsida; Lamiales; Lamiaceae
Product: probable E3 ubiquitin-protein ligase RNF217
Exons: 2
Coding region: 18-1205 (395 amino acids)
Biological process (GO): protein ubiquitination
Molecular function (GO): ubiquitin-protein transferase activity; zinc ion binding
Source: RefSeq, a predicted model, not a curated record